Messenger RNA from Sceloporus undulatus (fence lizard), 587 nucleotides. RefSeq names its product thioredoxin-like protein 4B. Gene Ontology annotation, cellular component: spliceosomal complex; U5 snRNP; U4/U6 x U5 tri-snRNP complex. The coding region runs from base 132 to 416 and encodes 94 amino acids. NCBI's taxonomy places the organism in Eukaryota, Metazoa, Chordata, Lepidosauria, Squamata, Phrynosomatidae. Gene Ontology annotation, biological process: mRNA splicing, via spliceosome. The transcript has a single exon. The record is from RefSeq and is a predicted model, not a curated record.
UCACUCAUUAAUUUCUUGGAAGUAAAUACUAGAAAAUUAAAUUUUGGACUAAAUAGAUACUUAAUCUGAUUCAGAUAGAUGAUGUUUGAGUGUACAUGCAUAUCUGCUCUGGCUUUUUAAAAGAUAAGUAGAUGUGGCACAAGUUCUUCAGAGAUCAGAUCAGAUUUCAAACCAUAAACAUUUCAGAAUUUAAGCAUCUACAUUAUUUUUCCUGCUUUUAUUUGUUUUGUGUUUUUUCUUUCCUAAUUAGAUCUCCAGAUCACACAAAAUUUGUGGGAAGUUUCAAAACAAAACAAGACUUUAUAGAUUUGAUAGAGGUGAUUUACCGUGGAGCAAUGCGUGGAAAACUCAUUGUACGAAGUCCAAUUGAUCCAAAGAAUAUUCCCAAGUAUGAUCUUCUCUACCAGGACAUUUAAAUACCUCAUCUGCAGAAGAAUGAGACUGCUUAUUCAUAAGGCUGAUUGUUCUGAGUCUUCUUUGAAUGUGCAUGCCACUGUCUUUAGGAUCAUAUUGAUCACCCACCCUCCAGGGAGACAGACAUUCUGUCAUUUGUUCCUUUUCCGAAUAAAGUUAUGUACAUAAAGUAA